UUACCAGUGCAACGUGUUCAAUUUGUCAAAACAAGCCUAGUGUCGAUAAAGUGUGCAUCGUCAGACACGUUACCCGGACGAUAAAAUAUAUUGAAUAUUAUUCUGUGAUGAAAAGGUUUAUUGACUAUCUUGAACAAUGCCUCACCGAAUCUGGGUUCAGGGGAACUGUUGCUGCUGUUAUGUAUGGGACAUGUUCUGUCUCCAUGGCAUUUAUAAACAAAGCAUUGAUGACAUCAUUUGAAUUUGACUACCCAGUCUUCAUCAUGGUGAUGCAGAUGUUAUUUACUAUAACACUCUUGGAGGUUUUAUCCUGUGUGAAUCUCAUCGAUAUGCCACGAUAUACCCUACAACGUGGAAAGUCAUUUGCAUUACCUGCCUUCUUUUAUGGAGUGAAUUCAGUUUUAGGACUAAGUGCACUCAGUCACAUGAAUGUUGCCAUGUAUGGCGUUCUCAAAAGGUGUGUUCCUCUUGUGACUAUGUUUUUAUCCGUGGCUGUUUUGAGAAAACCUGUUCCAAGCAAAACAACAAUUUUAUCAGUUAUUCUGUUGACUAUGGGAUGUGUUAUAGCUGGUUACGGUGAUUUGAAGUUUAACUGGCUGGCCUAUACCUGUGGAGCCUUAAGUAACCUGUCACAGUCUCUGUAUCUUCUCCUUGUACAGAGGUAUUGUGAGAGAGACAUCAGCACGGUGGAAACUCUCCAACUCAACAGUGUCAACACUCUGCCAUUUCUAACCAUUUACAUGUGCCUUAAUGGGGAAAUAUUCAAGGUCACCAACUAUAGUACGGAAAAACCUUUGACCUUUUUCAUAGUUUUCGUUCUUGCUGUAAGCAUGGGCUGCCUUCUGAAUUACACCUUAUUCCUGUGUACCAGUUUGACAUCUGCAUUGACUACGAGUGUUGUGGGUGGACUUAAGGCUAUGGUGCAGACUUUAUUCGGGUUGUUUACAUUUGGAGGCAUCAGUCACAAUUUUCCUACCUAUAUUGGCAUAUCAAUGAACUUAUCUGGAGGUGUAUGGUAUAUUUAUGACAAAUACUCAGAAGGACAAAGAUCUGCUCCUGGAUCACAUGUCAUGAAGAAAAUUACGAGUCUUUCUACAGCAGAAGAUUUCCACAGACUUGCAACAUUGCAGAAGUCUUAUGGUAAUGGCAUGAGGUCUUCUGGUUUACAAUCCAUCUCAGAGGAAUCUCACCAGAGGCAUCCUUCUCAUUCUGACGACACUGUGAUAUCAUUUGAACAAUCAGAUCCAAGAAAUUAAUAUAUAUCUAAAUUUUCCUCUUCUGUUACAUAUACAUAAGAUGU
This is a messenger RNA of Saccostrea cuccullata (small rock oyster), 1300 nucleotides long. RefSeq lists its product as uncharacterized. Gene Ontology annotation, molecular function: antiporter activity. The record is from RefSeq and is a predicted model, not a curated record. The transcript has 3 exons. Gene Ontology annotation, cellular component: Golgi apparatus. Bases 108 to 1256 code for a protein of 382 amino acids. NCBI's taxonomy places the organism in Eukaryota, Metazoa, Mollusca, Bivalvia, Ostreida, Ostreidae.